This is a messenger RNA of Heteronotia binoei (common prickly gecko), 1240 nucleotides long. Its product is annotated as persulfide dioxygenase ETHE1, mitochondrial-like. The record is from RefSeq and is a predicted model, not a curated record. The coding region runs from base 1 to 1116 and encodes 371 amino acids. Gene Ontology annotation, molecular function: sulfur dioxygenase activity. The transcript has 5 exons. Lineage: Eukaryota; Metazoa; Chordata; Lepidosauria; Squamata; Gekkonidae. Gene Ontology annotation, biological process: hydrogen sulfide metabolic process; glutathione metabolic process.
AUGCCUCGAAAGGACACUUGCAAGAGGAGAAGGAUUGUUCUCUAUGCUGUCCGGAGUGCAGAGUUCACGACUUCUGAUGACCGGCAGACAGUCUACAUUGUGGAGACAGAUCAUGACACCUACCUUUUUAUUCUUUUUACCAGCGAAGUAGAGAGGAAUUUGUAUCUGUAUGCCAGGGAAGAAGAAGUGUCGGAUGAAGUGAAAGAAAAUUUUACGAACCUUGCCAAUGAAUUGUCAUUUGACCCAGAAGCAAUCACCUAUCUACCUAAAGUCCCCGUUCCUCGAAGGUUGCCGUGCCUCGCUCCAUGUGACUGCCCCGGAGAUGCCCCGCGGGUGCCGUCUCCGCCACGCCGCGCCCGGCCCCCCGACGGCCUCCCCCGGCGACCCUACGGCGCCCGCUCCGCCCAGCGCCAGGGACUGCUCUUCCGACAGCUCUUUGAAGCCGAAAGCUUCACAUACACCUACUUGCUGGCGGACCCAAAGACCAAGGAGGCGGUUCUGAUUGACCCAGUUUUGGAGACGGCCCAGAGAGACACGACGCUCGUGAAGCAGCUGGGGCUUAAUUUACUCUAUGCAGUCAACACCCAUUGCCACACCGACCACAUCACAGGCACUGGCCUUCUGAAGCAGCUCUUGCCUGGAUGUCGGAGCGUUAUCUCCCGGGACAGCGGGGCCUCGGCAGAUAUCCUGAUCAGGGAAGGACACGCCCUGAAGUUUGGGGCAUUCGCCUUGGAAGCUCGCUCCACUCCGGGGCACACAGACGGCUGCCGGACCUACGUACUGAACGACCAGAGCAUGGCCUUCACGGGGGACGCCUUACUGAUUCGGGGCUGUGGGCGGACGGAUUUCCAGCAGGGUUCCCCAGAAGCUUUGUACCGCUCUGUCCGUGAGAAGAUCUUUACACUCCCUGGCGACUGCCUGAUCUACCUCGCCCAUGAUUAUACUGGCCAAACAAUUUCCACAAUGGAGGAAGAGAGAACCUUGAAUCCUCGUCUGACUCUCCCCCUGGAGGCUUUUGUGGAACUGAUGAACAACUCAAACUUGCCGAAGCCCAAACAGAUCGAUUUUGCAGUACCAGCAAACCUCAAGUGCGGAGUCCAAGAUGUAGCAGUUUAGCAGCUGCCUGCCCAAUCGGAUGGGCUUCUGCCGCAAAUGGCUCCUAAAAGGGGCCCCUGUAGCAGUGGGACGGGAUGCCAUGAAGGAAACCACCCCCACCUCUUUAGCACUGAUGCCCAGAAAA